AUGGACGUCACCUCUCUCUGCCUUAUACUUUCGGCCACACUGAGCAUCCAUCCUGACAGAUCUCAGUUCUUUCGGUAUGAACACAUCUCUCUGAGCUGUAUGGUGCCUGGGAACUCCAGUGGCUGGACAGUGAAGGGAAACACUUACUCUGGGAAAGGUGUGCCAUGCAAGGCUGGCUUGGAAGUCCAACGUGAGCCCUCCUGCACCAUUAAGGAUGCCUUUCCAUCAGAGAGUGGAGUGUACUGGUGUGAGUCUGACCAGGGGGAGUGCAGCAACACUGUCAACAUCACAGUAACUGCUGGUUUUGUGAUCCUGGAAAGUCCUGUGCUUCCUUUGACAGAGGGAGACAGCGUGACACUUCGCUGUUCCUACAAGACACGAUUAGCAAAGAAAUCCACCUCUGAUUUUUCCACUAAGUUCUACAAAGAUGGUGUUUUCAUCGGGAUUCAGCCUGCGGGACAGAUGACCCUCCAAACAGUGUCCAAGUCUGACGAAGGCCUUUACAAGUGUGAACAUCCCACAAAAGGAGAGUCUCCACAGAGUUUUCUGGCUGUGAGAGAGGUUCAGGAUUCAAGCGUCUCCACCACUCCUACUCUCAGGCUGGUGUGCACCAUCCUGCUCUUCAUCCUCUACAAUGUCAUCUUCAUUGUGUGUAUAUACAGGUACCAAAGGUGGGCUCGAGGCAUCGUGUAG
Messenger RNA from Thunnus maccoyii (southern bluefin tuna), 693 nucleotides. RefSeq names its product Fc receptor-like protein 5. Gene Ontology annotation, molecular function: transmembrane signaling receptor activity. Gene Ontology annotation, biological process: cell surface receptor signaling pathway. NCBI's taxonomy places the organism in Eukaryota, Metazoa, Chordata, Actinopteri, Scombriformes, Scombridae. The record is from RefSeq and is a predicted model, not a curated record. The transcript is spliced from 5 exons. Bases 1 to 693 code for a protein of 230 amino acids.